UAAAAUAUUGGAUUGAAAGUUUACAUUAUUGAUUGCAUGUAGUCAUUAAGACAUAUCUUGAUUUACAGCAUUGUUACAUGCUUAGAUUGAUUGCUGUUAUGAAAUAUUUACCAACAGUCACAAAAUAGGCAAUAGUCCAGAAAACUGACAAUACAUGGAUAUACCUGGUAUAGCGACAGGGUGCUAGGGAACAUUAAGUUCACUUUAAGGUAGAUAAAAACCAGGAAAUGAAAGAGAAAAUUGUAUGGCUUUGUGUUGGCCUUUAUUUCAAGUAAUAAGAAAUUAAAGGGAUUGCUUUCUUGUGUACAGGGUUGGAUAGGUAAAAUUACCAAAGUAUGAAAUGUAAAAGACGGGCAAUUUAAAUAUCAACCAACACAGAUCGCGACACAGUGUAUAUUUACGUAGUUUUCCAAUAUUCCAUGGAAGUAUGAAUAUAAGUGCAUAGGAGAAUUUGAAAUGGGAAAUAACAUAUCCAGAUUGAACUGCAGUAAAAAUAAAAAAAGGAAAAAGAAGAAAAAGAAAUUAUCUGGAGAUGUAGAUAGACACAGGGACUCACUCAAUAGUCUACAUAACAAAGCAGGAAAACUUUUGCCAAAGAUCAGUCCAAAUGACCGUAGUCUCGUGGAGGACAGUAUUAGGUCAGCUGAUAAAAAGCAUGGAGAACUUCAGACAAAGAUUGACAGAACAAAGAACCAGUUUGAUGUUGUAUCGGGAAAUCUUUCGGACAUCAAGGCGGAAGUGGACAAAUACUUAUCAUGGCUGACACAGCAAGAACAGUUGCUGUCAGAAGAAGUAGCUGCAGGCAAACAUGUUCAAAAUGUUGAAUUGCGAUUAGAAAAUCUGAAGGUCCUGUGUGAAGAGAUGCAGUCUAAGCAAGCAACAAUAGGAAUAGUGAAAGGAAAAGUAGAGGACCUGAUGAGAGAUCUUCCCCAGUCAGAGAGAGAUGUGGUGGACCAAUGGGUGGUGGAAGUCUAUGAUCAGCACCAUAAAGUCUAUAGUCUGGCAACAGAUCAGCAUAAGCUGCUGGCCAGCAGUGUCAGACAGAGGGAGGACUUUUACUACAAACUACAACAGCUCUACCAGUGGCUUCAGAGCAAGGAAAAGGAAGCCUGUAAAUUUCAGAGUGUACAUCUAGCUAGUCAAGAUGUGGAGAAACAAGUAGAGAGAUGUAGGACGUUGCAAAAUGAGAUAAUGGGCCAUAAACCACAAAUUGAGGAGCUUCAGAAGAGAGGGAAAAUGUUACAUGUUGACUGUACCCCUGAAGAAAUGGCAGAAAUUGACAACAAACUUACAGAUAUGAAUACUCGUUAUUCAACACUACUGAAUGACCUCUCUACUUUCCAUAACCACCUACGGGAUAGUAUAGCAGCCAGAAAAAACUUUGAAACUGAUCUACAUAAAAAUGAUAAAUGGUGUAAAGAAACUGAGAUGAAAUGUGCUAUAGAGCCAAGUUUAGACUCAGCUGUAGAGGUCUUGGAGGAACAGCUCUCACAUUACAAGGGUCUGCAAAAAACUUCAAAAAUGUUUGAAUCACUGGUAAAGGUUAUUGUAGAAACUGGACAGUCUUUUAAGCCUAGCCUCCAUGAAGACGAGAAAUACAAACUGGAUCAAGAAAUACAAAAUGCAAAUGAAAAUUUCCAAAGGUGUGCAGAUCUUAUUCAAACCAGACUACAGGAUCUUCAAACAGCUCUGUCAACUCGAUCUGAAACCCAAGAACGCAUUUCGAAAGCCAUAAAUUGGAUUGACAACAUUGAGAAGAAAUUUAAACAACUGCCAAAAACAAGUGGUUUUGAUUUAAGAGAUGGUGAAAAAAUCUUGGAGCAGUGUGAAGUGAUUGGAGAAACCCUAUCUACCUAUCAACCAACUGUUACUCAAUUGAACCAAGAAUCAGAGAGGCUUCGAUGUAGUGGUCAGAGCAGUGAUGCGGACUGUAUUUUGAAUGUGACAACCAAGUAUGAGAUCUUACAAGACCAAGUUGCACAACAAAGAAAGCAGUUUCAAAAGGGUCUGGCUGUGCAACAGCAAUAUCAAACUCAGAACCAGAAAUUAAAAAUGUAUUUAUCAGAAUGCAAGGCAGAGUUGGAGCUUGUGGAUUCUCAAGAAUUAGUUCAAAGGAUAACAUCACUUCAGGUAUUGAAAGAAAAACUACAGGCAGCAGAGACACUCUUCAUGCAGGUGGAUACUACUCUACAGCAGUUUGUUUUAGAAAAUUCAGAGGAAGAUGUUGCUGUCUUGAGGGAAGAAUACAAACACUUACAAGAUGAAGCUGAGAUUUUAAAGAAAUCGGCAGAGAAAAAAUUAAAACACAACAAACUCAUAAAGAAGAACUGUGUAGAGUUUGAGGCCCUUAUUGAGGAGGCAGCGUCAUGGCUAGAACAAAAGGAAGACACAAUAGCUAACUGUGGUGCACUGGAUCUGGACACAGCCAUGAUGGCCCCAGUCGUCCGCAAACAUAGAAUGAUUGCUAAAGAGGCCCAUGAAAAAUUGAAUAGACUGAAAGAAAAGGCACAGGCUGAAGUUGCACACUACCACAAGAUUGAAGAAGAUAUUCCUGAGCAUAUCAUGGAAAAACUAGAACAGAUCAACAACUUAGAAAACACGAUGAUGAGUGCCAUUGCGAAGAAGGAACAAUAUCUCGAUGCAGCACAAGCAGACCGUGCUCAAUUUGAAAACUCCAUGAAGCAAAUUAAUGAUUGGUUGUCUGGUGCAGAAUCUCUCACAGACUCCGGUUAUGAUACUUUGGAGUACGAAAAUUUAAAGGACACACUUAUGGAACACCAGGAUUACUUUCAUGAGGCCAGUAUGUGUCAGGAUGAAAUGGAACAAGUGAUGGAAAUUUCUGAGCGACUUCUUCCUACUCUGGAUUCCAAUGAUACAGAAACUUUGAGGCAGACACUUAAACAGACCAAUCGAAGGUUCAAUGAUGUAACCACAAAAUCAAACAGAAAGCAGGAGAUGGUGGAACUCAAAAUCAAGGAAUGGAAGGAUUAUCAGACGCUAGUCUUGUCUUUGAAUGAGCAGUUUGGGACAUUGGAAGAGGAGUUGGCUAAAACUGAAAAUUUUCCACUUGUUAGCCAGUCAGCAGUACAGGAUCAGCUGAAAAUCACCAAGGAUCUUCUGAUGAAAAUGGAGAAGAUUCACCCGGAGAUGAAUGAUUUACAUGAUAAAGCUCAUGAGCUGGAAAGAGUUGGAAAUCCGUCAAGCUGUGCAGCAAUUUCCAAGCUGUCUAGUGAUGUUAAUCAGCGAUGGCAAGAGCUUACUAGAGCAGCAGAAAAUAAACAAAUGUUACUUUGCAACAUUGAUGUGCAGUGGGAGGACUUUGUUACACUUUCAGAUAGCCUAGAAAAAGUGCUUUUGGAAGUUGAAGAGACAAUGCCUAAAGUAGAAACAGAAAAGUAUACAACUUCAGAGCUGAACAUUCAACUUAAAAAUGCAAAGGAUAUAUCUUGUACAUUAAAGAACUCUGAACAAAAAGUAGUUGCCCUGAAAAAAUGUGCACAGAAUUUGAGACAGAUUUUGCCAACAGUUGAGGCAGAAGUACACACUCAGGAAAAAUUGUUUCAUGUCGUUGAAAAAGUUGAGAGGAUACAAAACAGAAUACAGGAAAUUCAAGCAUCAUUGGAGGAUGAGGUCGAAGACAGAGAAAAUUUCCACAAGGGUACAACAGAGGCACUGUCUUGGCUUAGGGAAGCUAAUGUAGCACUUAUAACAAUGGACUCCGGAAAGACUCUGUCAGAUGUAACAGAAAGGCUGGAAAAGCAAAAGGUGCUCGAACUUGAAUUUGCUGUGAAAAUGGAACAACUGAAGCAUAUGACACAGCUACAGGAAACAAAAUACAUCUCCAUCAAUAAGACGUUGCCUUUGGAAAUGGCUCAUGAGUUACAAGACAUUCAAGAGUUAAAAACUUCUGUUAUGGAAGUCAUGCAAUCCAAAGAAAAAGAGCUGCUGCAAAUCCAACUUGAUAGACAGGAAGUGACUGCAGCCUCAAAAGAAGUGAACUCUUGGUUGGCAAAGAGUGAACUCCUAUUACAGGAACAGAUUGUCAACAUUUCAGACUGCAGGCAGAGACACCAGCAUCUGUCUGUUGAGUUUGAAAACUUCAAACCUGUCAUAGAUCAUCUGCGACAGAGAGGGAGUGAUCUGAUUCAACACUCACCAGAUCCACAGGAAAAACAGGCUGUGCAGGAGUCUCUAAGAUGCAUCAACCAGCAGUGGUUAAAUCUUCAAGCUAGAUUUGCUAAAAGAGGAAAUGACAUAAGUGAGGCUGAGAGGCUAUUUACAGAUUUCCAAAACACUGCUCAAUCUAUACAGGACAGGUUGACAUCUACUAGAAAUGUUAUGAACUCUGCAGAGGGCAGUGGAUUAAAAGAGCUCUUGAAAUUAUAUGUGAAACUGUCCAAAGAAAGUGACCAGAACCAAAACAAAGUGGAAUAUCUAAGGAGUAUAUUCAAGCAAAUGGAACCACUAUGUGAUACUAGCAAAGAAAGAAACAGACUAUCCAGAUUAAAUCAGGAGAGAAUUAAAUUACACACAGAAAUAAAUGAUAAACUGGGGUUGCUAGAAGAAUCAAAAAGCCACAUGGAGGAGUAUGAGAAAGAUGUCAGAAAUCUGACUCAAUGGAUAGAUGAGACUCGAUCACAAUUAUUAGUGAAAGAUUCGAACAGUAGUUUGAAGGAGCAAUUAACUCGAAAAGAGAGACUACUGACAGACAUAGAGGUUCAGACAAGAAAAGCACAGGAAGUAUUGGAUCAGCGUGGUGUAUCAGAAAGACCUGAUUAUAGCCUGUUAGCUAAGAUGAAUGACUUACAACAAGAGGCAGAACAGAGAUGUGAACAAUUACAGGAUGCAGUCAGUCAACAGGAAAAAUUUGAGGCAGAAGUCCAGUCUCUCACAGGAGCUAUCAAUGAAGCCAAGGAAAAGCUACUGUCAUCACAUGUACAAGCUACUGACAUGCCUACCCUGAAAAAACAAAUUUAUGAACAUAAUGCUUUAGCAGCACAGGUUAAAUCCUUUGAGGAGAGAUUAAACAAAAUCAAUGAAAGAAAUGAAAAACUUCUGGAGGAAAGUGCCCCAGGUCAUUCAGAUCAAUACAACAGACUCAGUGACCAUGACUAUCGCAGCUCAAAUUCAUCCUUGCGAACUCCUGUGCAAUCCGACACUGACCACCUUGACAGUGGUGUUUUUCUGUCUCCUACUAUUGCCUCUACUACUACUUCCAUGUAUUCUGCGAAUCCGCACAGAGAAGCUGAAAAGGCACGGAAAAGAAGUCAUUUUAUUUCUUCAGCUUCGCAGUCAUCACCAAGAAUUGUUUAUGAAAUGGCAAAGCAAUCAAGUGACACAAUUCAUUCAAUUGGCUCUCAGGAAAGUUUUGAUCAACCAAGACUAAGUCUAUCACAAAAUGAAGAUAACUUUUCAAACCUUCUGAGCAAACAAAGCGAGAAUGAGUUAAACAGGUCACUAUCUGGUUCUCAGAAACGGAAAAGUCGAUCUCCUUCACCUACAGCUCUCUGUGAUGAUGAAUUGAUUCGACCAAAGUCGAAGUACAAUACGCCACAAAUGUUGUCAUUAGGCCCAAGGCAGUCUAGUCCUCCAAGAAGAGAACACAAAAUGGGCAUGAAGCCUAUGAAAGCUACUUUAAAGUUUUUGGAUCCAAUGAAGAGUGUGUCUGCCAGUGUGCCUAAUUUGCUUGCUGCUCACCAUGAACCUUGUAGUCUGGAACGCAGUGCAUCUUUUGAUUUAAAAAGUAGACCAUUGUCAGUUGAUCAGUCAGCUGCAGCAAAAGACACUAGUCUGGCUGACCUUAAUUCAUCCUGGAAUACCCUUCAGCUUCAGCUUGGGGCCAAAGAAGAGCAGCUUCGUAAUGCCUUACAAAGUCAAAAGCAAUACCAGCAAGCAGUUCAGGAGGUGACUGGACGACUAGACAGAAUACAACACAGUAUCUCCCGAGAAUUACCAGUUACUGCUGAUCUAGACAAACACAUUGGAGACUUUCAGCAAAUACUACAUGAUUUUGAUGGUAUAAAAAGUGAUGUAGCGCAACUUAAUGAGCAAGGUAGAAAACUGGUAGAUACAUCUGACCGAGAAGGCUUCAAGACUCUGCAAUCAACUCUCUCAAUGUUAAGUGCCAGAGUGGAAAAUCUACAGACUUUGGCUGACAUCAAAAGCAAUCAGUUACAAAAUUGUCUAAGAGAAAAAGAGAGGCAUGCAAUAGCAAAAGCAGCAUACAGAAAAGAUUUGAUUGAAAUAGAGGAUUGGAUUGAUGAAAAGGAAAUGCAGCUGUCAUUCGUGCCAUUGUCGUCUGAAACACCAGCAUCCUUGAGAGAAAGUCUGGAAAACAAUCAGAUGCUGCAGGAAGAUGUAAGCAAAAAGCUGCAGCUGAUUCCAGACUUAGCAGUUCGCUGUGAUCGUCUAUGCCAAAUGGAGACUUCUCAAAAUGCUAAGAAGUUGCGGUCACAGCUAACAAACUUACAAGAGAGACUCGGUACCCUCAAAUUAGCAAUGAUAGAGAAGAUAGGUCAUAUAAAAAAUGCGAUCAAAGAAAGUGAGAAAAGAAAAAAAGAGAUGGAUGAAUAUGAAAGUAGUACCCAGAAACUUCAGUCGUGGGUGAUGGACACAAAGCAGAUGACAUUACCAUCAAUAAGUGUGAAAAGUUCAAUUUCUCCUGAUCAUGCUGAACUUCAACAGAGGUUGAAAUCAGAUAUUGCCGAUCAUAAACAACUUUUGAAGCGGAUUUCAGAAGAGGUUCCAGAUCUCAAACCUCUAUCGUUGGAGGUUUCUGAUCUAUCGAAUACUGAGUUUGAUCAGAGAUGGGAGAAACUUCACAGAGAAUUUGCUAAGAAGCGACAAAACCUGGAGGAGUUGAUAAACAAAUGGGAUGUAAAAGAUCCCAGUAUGUUGUCUUCAGGGUGGCAUCCACAUCAACACAGAAAACCUCAUCAGGUUAUGGAUGUGAAGACUAAAUUGAAGGAUUUGUUAAGUUUCUGGCAACAGCUACAAGACCAGUGUGAGGACAGGCAACUGCGAUUAGAUAAUGUACUUGGCUUUCAGCAGACAUAUCAAGAAGCAUUGGAGAAUAUUUCUUCAUGCUUAGAUCAUGCAGAACGAAAAUUGUUUCACUCAGAUGCAGAAUUUUAUUCCGGUGAUAUGCUCAAGGACAAUGAGGUUCUUCAACGUGAAAUUAGAUCCCUUCAAAAGGACAUAUCAGCCAUGGAAAUGAUGUCUAAAGAAUUACUAUCGUCAGCCAGUCCAGAGAAUCAGGACAUCAUCAAAUACAGUCUUAAAGAUCUAACUGAUAGAGUUCAUAUGAUUGAGCUCCAAGCACAGUCGAAGGGAGAAUCACUCAGAAAUUCAUACAGCCUUUUGAAAGAGAACAAGGAGGAGUUGAGAAAUCUCAAGGAAGAAUUGUUAGAAUUAAGCAAAGGACUAUCCAAGUUUGAUAAGUCAUUUCCUGUUGAUCAACAUAUUUCAACUUUGCAGAAAAUGGAGGCUCAAAUAAAGAAAUUGGAGUGUAAAUUUGAAGACCUCAAGAAAGAAGGAGAGGAAAUUUCUUGUCAGACACCUCAAAGAAAACCACCGUCUGAAUUACAGUCCAUUAACACCAAGCUGACAGAAAUAAAGCAAAUGAUAGCAGAAAGAAAAGAAGGCAUUCUACAGUCAGUCUCUGUACAGAAGCAAUAUGAACAAAUGUUGAAGGAUUUUGCGGAAUUCUUGGAAACAGCAAAUGAUAAAGUGAAGAUUGAAACUCUAUCAUUCAACAGUCAGGAAGAACUGAAAAAACAGCUUGCAUCCCAUCAAGAAUUUUUCAGUGACCUGGAAGAGCAUAGAGCAAUGCUGGAUAACCUGGCUGCACAAACCAACCAGUCUGUCCGACAUAAACAUAUCAACACACACUCAAGACUAAAUAACCAGACACAAGUCUUACUUGAUAAGGCCAGCUUGUUUGGACAGAAACUUUUGAGAACAGCAAGAGAAUGGACAGAGAUACAUCAGAAUUAUCAAAAGUUGCAUCAGUUCAUGGAUGAUGUUGAAAAUCAAAUUCCAAAAUCUAUGUUUGAAAAAGAAACUCCCGAAACUAUUCAGGAGAAAAUCAGUGUGUAUGAACAACUACAAAGAGACUUAAAUGGAGAAAGGCCAAUCUUAUUUCAGUUUGUUGACAGAGCAAGACAACUGCUGCAUACUGUUGACUGUGAGCCACUAGAAAAGGAUGUUUCUGAUAUAGCUGAGAAGUACAUUAAAUUGAACUCAGAAGUCAGCAAUGCACUGAAAAGUUUAGAGUCUAUUGGACAACAGAUGGAAUUCUUUGAAAAAGAGACAUCAGUUUUGUCGUCCUGGAUAACCAAUGCCAUGGAAAAAAUAUCCAAGAUAAGAAAAUUGUCAGACAGAGAUCAACAGAGUAUUGGAGUGAUUCGUAGCAAGGUCGACAAACUACUGGAAUUCAAGAAAGAAAUGAAUCAACAAGAAGCUCUGAUGUCUAAGGCUCUUCAAACUGGUAAUCAUCUAGCUCAAAGCAAAUCGUACAAUGCAAAAGAAGCUAGAAGCAAAGUUGACUGGAUUUUAAAAAAUUGGAACAAAGUUCGUGACAAUGUAGAAGAAGCAGAGACAUAUCUACACCAAGCUCAAAUGAAUUUAAUGCCAUCAAGACAAGCAUUGAAUGAAUUAACAACUUGGUUAGAUAUCAUGGAAAUAGCAGUAAAAACAGAGAAGGAAAAGUCAAAACAGUCAUUUGCCGAUUUAGGAACUUCACUGAGAAAGUUCAAAGACUUCAACAUAGAACUUGGAAGUAAGCAGUUGACAGUUGACUUUGUCUAUCAAUCAGCGUUACAUACUUCUGCAGAGGAGUUGCAUUCAGCAGGAUCAUCUAGCCAGACAGACUUUGCAGAGAAACUAGGUCAGGCCAACAAGAGAUGGCAAUGUUUAGAACAGGAUAUCAAGCAAACCUUAGGAAACAUGGAACUGUUACAUAGCAAACUGCAAGAGUUUGACAGAGAAGUGGGCAAAAUUGGUGACUGGUUUGGUGAACAGGAAGAAAAAAUCACUAAAUAUCACCUGAUUGGACAUGAAGUCAGUGUGAAACAGACGCUUGCAGACUGCAAGAUAUUACAAGAAGCACUGAAGUCCAAAGAAGAUGAAAUAAAUGCAGUCAGGAAAACGGGGAAUCAAUUGAUGCAUCUCAGUUACAGUGCUCCCAAAUGCCAGGACCAUAUCCAGUCAAGUUUGAACAACUUAGAUGCUCAGUUGAAGAAAAUAUUAUCGAAAGUGCAAGAACUUGAAUCUGUAUUGGAUGAUUUUCUUGGUCAUUGGAAUGCCUUCAAUUUGGAGCUACAGAAGAUAAUCAUGGUGCUUUCAGAAACUGACUACUGCUUGAAAAGAUACACCAAAGUAGGACCAGAUUUGAAAGCUCUCAAAUUACAGGUGGAAAAACUAAUGAAUCUGUGUGAAAAAGUUGAACAGUGCCACCCAGGGCUUCAAAGGCUUGUUACUAUAGGAAACCAGCUUACUGAAGUUUGUGAAUUCCAAGCGAAAACAGAAAUUCAAAAGACCAUGACUGAAGUUCAAUCAAGAUGGAAAAGAAUGUCCACGGAGCUGAAGGAAAGACUAAAUAUGUUUGAGGAGACCUUGAAGCAAUGGGAAAUAUAUGAGGAAGAGUAUGCCCAAGCUAAGCUAUGGCUUGAUGCUAAAGAAUUACUUAGUUGGGAGUUGUUAGCAAAGACAGAAUACAGCAGUAGCCGAGAGGAAUGUUUGGAGGCAGCUAAGACUCUAAUAAAGGACUUGGACAAUUUCCAGUCAACAGUGUACCUACUUUAUCAACUUAGUGAUGCUUUGACCAAAAACAUAGACUCAACCAGUAUAGCUACAAUAACCUCUCAUCAGAGUGCCAUUGAACAUAGACUUAUGAUUCUCAGGCAAACAACAUCAAAACAGGUCCAGGCACUACAAGAUGAAAUUUCACAGAAACAAGGUUUCCAUUUUCAAUUGAAGCAGGUAGCGACCCACCUUAACAAUGUAGUUAAAGUUUUAGAGAAAGAGGAAAUGAAUCUGAGCAGUGAUGAACAGACUAUGAAUGACAGAUUGGAUGAGUUGAAAAAUGCCUUAGUUCAGAUGGAUGACACAGCAGCACAACUUGACAAUCUGAAUGACCUCGGCUACAGAAGAACACUCAGUGAACAGACCUCUAAAGAGUUACGGGACUUGAAUCGCCUGUGGGUUAACACACAUUUAAAUUUACAAGAGAGAGCAAAGUCAUUGCAAGAUUUGCUGCUGCUGUGUAAAGACUUCAAAACAAAAUGUGAGAUGUGGAUGACUUUCUUACGUCAGAUGGAAAUGGACCUUUCUACUGAAAUAGCUGGCAACUUGUCUGAUCUUCAGAAACAGCUUAAGCAGUGUGAGAGGUUUGAGUUGAAUAUAAUCACAAAACAGCAAAUUCUACAUUCAAUCAUUCAAGAUGGGGAGAAAAUGAUUAAGGAAGGAAAAGUGUCUCAAAAUGAGGAGGAUCUACCAUUAAAACUACAUGAAUUAGUUGAACAGUGGCACAGUGUAUUGAGGAGAGCCACUCAAAGGAAAGCUAUCAUCAGAGAUUCCAUUCAACAGUGGAGGACUUUUAAUGAAUCCACAGCAAUGUUACAUAACUGGUUGACAGAAAACGAAAGAAUUUUAUCUGAUUUUGAUAAAGACUUGGUAACAAUUCAAGGAGCCAAGAAUAAUCUGGAAAAGUUACAGAGUCUUCAGAGAGAGAUAAAAGAUCAAGAGGCAUCAUUUCAAAAAAUUCAUGAACAAGGAAGGUCCCUUUUGCAGCAUAGCGAUAAAAGAGCUAAAGAAGAAGCCAGUGAAAAAAUCGGCAGUCUACAGACACUCUGUAAUGGUUUAGUUAAUUCAGUUGAAAGCAAAUGUGCCAAUCUUAAAGGCACACUUCAACAAUGGCAAGAAUGUGAAAAAAAAGUGGAGGAUAUUUGUUUGUGGCUCAAAGACAUAAGAACUGUUCUUUCUACAGAACUGCCUAAUGAAUAUGACAAGUUGGGAGCAGAAUAUCAGAAAUGCAUGGAUAUUGAAGCCAGUUUUCAGGUAUCAGAGAUGCAACGACAAGUGCUGCAGGAGAUGGAAUUAAGAUUUAGUAAUGUAAUCCAACCAGAUGAUUUGAAUAUUUUGCACAAACGAAUUCUCCUCCUUAAUAAACAAUGGGAUGAACUGUAUAAUCAGGCUUCCCAACGCAGAAUGCACAUACAAAGCAGUUUAUCACAGUGGGCAAAUUUCAGUGAUAAUGUGUUGAGUUUCCAUAAAUGGAUCGAUGAGAUGGAGUACAGAAUCAUCAUCAGCAAAGAAUACCACAUUGAGGACUUACUGCAGAAAUUUUCAAAGGAGUUCAGAGAAGACAUGCUUACCAAGGAAUUAUGGAAAGAUAAAGUGAUCAAGGAGGGACGUGAACUCCUGAAGAUCAGCAGCGAUGCACAGUUCUCAGAUGUUCAGACGAAAAUUAGAAAAACUGAGGACAAAUGGAACCAUUUGAAAAAUACCUUUAAAUUCAGAAAGAGAAAAUUGGAAGAGACACUGCUUGCUGUAAAACAGUUGGAUACUAGCAUGGCAAACCUCAGGAAAUGGCUUGCAAAUAUAGAGCAUGACCUGUGCACACCAUUGUUUUUCAUGGAAUCAGAUGACACAGAAGUGAAAGCCAAACUGCAAUGUCAAAAGGAACUGCAAAAGGACGUAGAGCUUCAUAGUGCUGGUGUUGGUAGUGUGCUCAAUCUUUGUGAAGUUCUGCUUCAUGACUCUGAUGCCUGUCCAACAGAGGUGGAAUUCAGUGCUUUACAAUCUGCAAUGAAAAACCUAGAUCGGCGGUGGAGACAAAUAUGUCAAAUUUGUCCAGAACGAAGAAUAUGGAUUGAAGAAACUUGGAAUAUUUGGGAGAAGGUCAGAACAGAUUGCAGUUACUUUGAAAAUUGGCUUCAUGAUACUGAGUUAGAAGUUCAAGCCUCAGCUUCAGAUGAUGUGCAUGCAGGUUUCUCCAAAACAGAGGUUGAGCAUCUUGAGCAACUUCAGAGAGAAAUUCAUGGAAAGUUUGGUGAAUUAGAGCAAAUUAAUGAAGUUUAUAGAAAAUUAGCACGAGAAGGUAGGACAGAUCAUGCAGGUGCUCUGAAGUUGAUGAUCCAGACCUGUAACCAAAAAUGGGAUAUACUACAGAAACAAGUAUCGGAUAUUGCAACAAGUCUCAAACAAUUAUCAACAAUACAUGAAGAGUUCAAAAGUAGGAAAGAUCUGAUGUACAAAUGGCUCACAGACGUUGAAGUCAGAGUAACCGAUUUAGAAUAUUUAUCAUUGAUGGAUGUUCCAACGAAAGUAGCAGAAAUAAAGAGGUUGCAAAAUGAAAUGAAUAUUAAAAAUACCAAUAUGGAUGAUAUUGACUCUCUUGCCUUGCUUCUAAUGGAAAAGGAGUGCUUGAACAAUACCACCAAAAUACAGAAAGAGACAGAAGAAUUAAAGAGUUACUUUACAGUUGUUUUGGACAGAGUUUCUCAGUACAGCGAGAAAUUAGAAACAACGAAUGCUCAGGUUGAGGAUCCCAAUGUUGAAUUAGAUAUUUUGGAACUCCAGUUGAAGUCACAAAUGGAAUUCUCUACAGCCCUUAUAACAGAUAAAUUACAUGAAGUAGAGGAGGAUAUUGGGUCUUCUCUUCCUCUAGAGAGUCCACCAGAAAAGCGCAGGGCAAUAAGUCAAGGAGACAGGAAUAUGUCUAAUUCACCUCGGACACAAAGACAUAGAACAGACAACAGUAGAAGUACAACACCAUCAAGAAUUUCUUUCUCCCCAACACCAGUUGAUUCCUUGUCCCCUAGUAGAUCAAGACCUUCAUCCUCUAGAGCCACAAAAGAAGUUCAGUUACCAGAAUGCACCAAUGAUGCUAUGCUCCAAAGAAAUGUGACACAGACUCAGAAGAAUUUCAAGUUGCUGCAGCAUGAAAGAGAAUUGAAUCAAUUCAUUGCUGAUGUUGACAACAUGCUAACUUGGUUACAUGAAGUGAAGGGAAAUCAGAGCAAAUUACAAUCUUCUCAAGGGAAGAUUAGCAGUUUAGAUUUCAUUAUUAAGCAUCACAGGGAUUUCUUAAUGCAGCUUGAAUUGAAAAAAGCAAGAGUUCAGUCCCUGAAUCUUCUUGGAAAAGAUUUUAUUGAUAUCAGAACUGAGAAAGGUCGAAGGCUACAUGAUAGACUGAGGGAAGUAAAUUUUCACUGGGAUGAACUGUGCUCAAAGGCAAAUAUUCUACAGAGAGAACUACAAGAAGCACUUAUGCAAUGUCAGGAAUUCCACCACACCAUUCAUGAUCUACUUCUUUGGUUAGAAAGUGUUGAGAAUAAAAUACAGCAGUGUGAACCAAUUAAAUUAACAGUAGAUGAGACUGCCAUGUGGUCCAAACUCAGAAAUCUUAAAGGUUUGAAAGCUGAUUUAGAAAACAACAAGGAAAAAAUUUGCUCACUGAGAGAAACUGCAGACCAGCUUCUAAUCAACACAGAAUCUGUGGAUAUGACAACCAUUCGUGACAAAAUGCAUAUCAUUGCUAACAGACAGAAUGCACUAGUGAAGCUAUGCUCAUCAUACAUAGCUAACAUGGAGGAUAUAUUGCAAGUUCCAAAGCCAUCAAUAGCAGAGUUCAACACCACCAGGUGAAAGGCAUUCCCGAUUAAUCUCCAGAUCUUUAGUGGCUGCCUUUCCUCUUCAGUGCCUGUUUCUAUUGAUGCUCGGUUUGGCCAGUUUGGUUCCGGUCUGUGAGGAUGACUAUAGCUGUGAUCUAAUUAACAAUUUCAGCCGGUCAUUAGGACCAAUGUUACGUUACUUUGACGGGCCGCCGCCCGUGUAGAUUACUACAUGUUAAUCACAAAGAUUCGUGUAAUAUGUAUGUUCCCCCAAAGUAGUUUUGUAAUACAUGUAUAUUGUUUUUACUCUGUUUAUUGUUAUCAUUUUGAUUAUAAGUUUAUCCAAACCUAAUUUUCUCUGUUUUAGGGUUUCUGAUUAAAGAGUAUUGAUGGAAUGUGAAUUUCAUUAAUUACAAGAAAUUCUGUACAUGCAUAUAUGUGAAUUGUGAUUGAUGAAUAAUGAAUUCAAAUGCAACUGAA
Molecule: messenger RNA, 14096 nt
Organism: Ostrea edulis (European flat oyster)
Lineage: Eukaryota; Metazoa; Mollusca; Bivalvia; Ostreida; Ostreidae
Product: nesprin-1-like
Exons: 55
Coding region: 457-13650 (4397 amino acids)
Cellular component (GO): membrane
Molecular function (GO): protein binding
Source: RefSeq, a predicted model, not a curated record